Physella acuta is the source of this 2039-nucleotide messenger RNA. RefSeq lists its product as uncharacterized. Gene Ontology annotation, molecular function: protein binding. The record is from RefSeq and is a predicted model, not a curated record. NCBI's taxonomy places the organism in Eukaryota, Metazoa, Mollusca, Gastropoda, Physidae.
CAUUUAGCUGUGUGUUAUUAGUUGGUUCAACCCUGCUGAAGUAUAAGCAGUAUAUACACAUGAGGAUUUUGUUACAGAAUAAUACUUUCUCGUAAAAACGUUAGAACGACACUAGACGAAAUUUGAACUUAAUUGCAAGUUGUGGUCAGCAAAAUCAAACGAUGGCUGAGGCUAAAAAAGACCUAAAUAAACUCUUGGAACAUUUAGUGGACAUAAAUAAAGAGCUAGAAAGAAAAAUAAUGAAACUAUAUCAACAGGUCAAUUUGAAAACAGAGGAAUGUAUAAAAAAAAUUUCUCAAGGAAACAUAGACGAAAUAAAAGAAGUGGUUGCUCUGGUGAGGAAAACAAAUUCUGCACUGCUGGAUCAUAAAAAAACUAUUUCAGAUGUAAAAAGGAAACUUGAUGAGCUAAAGAAAAGACAAGGAACACAUGAAGGAAUUGACUGUGGUCGCAGUUUACCAAAGAAAUUAAAUCUGACGGACACAACUUGGACUUUAGUUGAAAACGACCAUCAAGGAAACGAAAAUGAAAUCUCAGAAAUAAAUAAAAAGGAAAACACAAGUUUAGAAAAGAGAAUGGAGCAUGUUGAAACAGAGUUAAAUUCAGUCAAAGAUACAAAACAAAAGACCGAGGAUGACCUUUCGGAGAUGAAACAGUGGAAAGAAAACAUUUUAGAAAAUAGAAUUAAAUAUAUUGAGGACAUGAUUUCUACUCUACAAAAAGCGACAGAAAAAAUGAAAGAACAGUCUGUAACAGAAAAAUGUGACAUGGAUAAGCAAAUACUUCAAGUGACGAAAAAAACAAAAAAGAAAUUUAAAAACCUCCAACAGAAGAUGAAUUUACAGAAUGAUAUAAUUCACGAGCUACAAAAUAAAGAAAGCAUUUGCUUACCAGAAAUUAACGACUGGAGAGACAGAUGCAUAUCUGAACAAAGUGAUAUACUGAUCAAAAUGAAACAGCUAUCCGAUGAACAAAAAGAAAAUUAUUUAAACCUAAAACAGCAGUGCACAGAAGAUGAAAAUAAAAUAGGUGAGAUGAGUCAACAAAUUGAGAUUUUAAUGGAAAAUAAUGCAAAGACUUGUAGAAGUCUAGAACAAGUUAAUCUUGAUAUAGAAACAGUCAAAAGCAACGUGAAUGAAAUGGAGAACAAGUUUAAAGUCAACAAAGAUGAGUCAGAUAAUUUUGCAAGAAUUGUAGCCAGUCAUUCUGAAUUGAUUUGUGUUUUACAAAACGAUGGAAAAGAUAACAUGGCUAACAUCGUAAAAAAGAUUGAACAUUUAAAGACAAUGCUUGCAACGUUAGAAAAUGAUUUGAUCACUAGGUCAAACGAAGUGAAAACAAUAAGUCAAGAGGUAAAACAUCAGUCCGGUUUGAUUACUACUUUACAAGCAGAUGGAAAUAAGAAUGUGGAAAAUUUUACAACUAAAAUGAAUGCACUGGGAACAGAUGUCCUUAAGCUGUCAAAAGAUUGUGAGAUUUUUGGAGAAGAAGUAAAAAGACAUGUGGAUUUGAUUUCUACUUUACAAGAUGAAGGAAAAAAAAAUAUGACCAAUACUUUAAAAGAGUUAGCUAAUUUAACUUUCAAGCUUCAAGCCCAAGAAACAGCUUCUUCAACGAUGUCGAAAGAGUUUAGGACCUUUGAGACCCUUGCAAGCAACAGAUACGUGUGUCAUAUGAAGCCUGCAUGUUACAAACCUGUGACUGAUGGGACUCCAAUCUUAAAGUUUUCCGAAGUACGUGAAUAUAACGGCCAACACUUGAAUCGAGCAACAGGAAAAUUUGUAUCACCACAUGACGGAUGUUAUCUUGUCUGUGUGACAGUAAAAGAAAAUCCAAAAUAUUGGAUAUGGUUUAAUGUAGUGGCUGGAGACAGUGGUUACAAUCUCCGCGGUUAUUACAACGGAUAUUACGUGUAUGUCAAUACUGGGUCAGUGAUUGUUGACAUGAAGAAAGGUCAGGAACUUUAUUUCAAAGUAGCAAUUGCAGAAUCAGGCGCAGUGUUGUCUAGUGAGAGGAGCUUCACUAUCAUUAGUUUAUAG